AUGGCGGCUCGGACGGCGCUGCUGCUUCUCCUGGGGGCGGCGGGGGCAGGCCCGGCCCCGGCGCGAGGGUCGCGGGGGGACCGGGAGCCCGUCUACCGGGACUGCUUGGCCCACUGCGAGAAGCGCAACUGUUCCGGGGCCGGGCUGCGGCACUUCCGCUCCCAGCAGCCGCUCUACAUGAGCCUCGCAGGAUGGACUUGCAGAGAUGAUUGUAAAUAUGAAUGUAUGUGGCUUACUGUGGGCCUUUAUGUCCAGGAAGGAUACAGAGUGCCUCAGUUUCAUGGAAAGUGGCCCUUCUCUCGUUUCCUGUUCUUUCAGGAGCCGGCUUCUGCCUUCGCUUCAUUCCUUAACGGUCUUGCCAAUGUAGUCAUGCUGAACAGAUAUAAAGCUGCCGUCCCGCCUUCUUCUCCCAUGUACCAUACCUGCAUCGCCUUCGCUUGGGUCUCUUUGAAUGCCUGGUUCUGGUCUACGGUUUUUCACACUCGAGACACAAAUCUAACUGAGAAAAUGGAUUAUUUCUGCGCGUCUGCCGUCAUUCUUCACUCUGUAUAUUUAUGUUGCGUCCGGACCCUGGGGUUGAGACGUCCAGCUUUUGCCACCGCCUUUGGGGGUUUCCUGCUCCUCUUCUUGGCCUGCCACAUCUCCUACCUGACGCUUGUGCGCUUUGAUUACAGCUACAACAUGGCUGCCAAUGUGGCCAUCGGCCUCUUUAACCUCUUCUGGUGGUUGGGCUGGUGCAUGAGGAACCAGCAGCGCCUGCCGCAUGUCUGGAAAUGCCUGGCCUCGGCCCUCCUUCUGCAAGCCUUGGCGCUGCUGGAGCUGCUGGACUUCCCGCCAUUGUUUUGGGUCUUCGACGCCCACGCCAUCUGGCACAUCAGCACCAUCCCGGUCAACAUCCUUUUCUACAGUUUCCUCGUGGACGACAGCCUGUAUCUCCUGAAGGCCAACUCAGACAUUCUUAAACUAGACUAAAGGCUCGGGUGAAACACAGAUUGGGGAAGAG
Molecule: messenger RNA, 1003 nt
Organism: Euleptes europaea (tarantolino)
Lineage: Eukaryota; Metazoa; Chordata; Lepidosauria; Squamata; Sphaerodactylidae
Gene: PGAP3
Product: post-GPI attachment to proteins phospholipase 3
Exons: 8
Coding region: 1-972 (323 amino acids)
Biological process (GO): GPI anchor biosynthetic process
Cellular component (GO): endoplasmic reticulum membrane
Molecular function (GO): hydrolase activity, acting on ester bonds
Source: RefSeq, a predicted model, not a curated record